Caenorhabditis elegans is the source of this 1092-nucleotide messenger RNA. RefSeq names its product Nematode cuticle collagen N-terminal domain-containing protein (gene col-165). The transcript has 4 exons. The record is from RefSeq and is marked reviewed. The coding region runs from base 20 to 1027 and encodes 335 amino acids. Gene Ontology annotation, molecular function: structural constituent of cuticle. NCBI's taxonomy places the organism in Eukaryota, Metazoa, Nematoda, Chromadorea, Rhabditida, Rhabditidae.
AAUCAUCCAUUUGGUCACAAUGGAAGGCAAAGAAACUGAUCAGCAUCGCCAUAUGCGCGUUGUCGUUAUGGCAGCAUGCACAGUUGCAACAAUUUCUGUUUUCUCUGCAAUUCUUGUGCUCCCAGUGCUCUUCACCUCUGUCCAGAGCCUUCAACAAGAAAUUGAUUUUGAAACCAAUUUCUGCAAGAUGCGCUCCCGCGAUAUGCUUGUAAACCUGUACCAAACUGGAGGGCAAAACCGUGUCAAGAGAGGAUGGCUUUUCGGGCAAUGGAUCCCAGACAGUGGAGCCGGAGGAGGUGCAGGAAAAGAAGACUAUGGAGCACCAGCCACCGAGCAACCAUACAAUGCCCCAGCUCCAUCCCCAUCCCAUGGAGGAUACGAUCAACCAUCCAACAAUGGAUACGGACCAGUUGUCAAUGCCGAGCCAGCUCCACAAUGCUGCACUUGCCAGCAAGGAAAUGCCGGACCACCAGGACCACCAGGAGAUGAUGGACACGAUGGAAAGGACGGAAACGCCGGAUCUGAUGCUCACAAUGGAAAGGACGGUGGAGUCGCUCCAUCUGACGGACUUCAAAGCGAGCCAUGCAUGAUCUGCCCACCAGGACCACAAGGACUUAUGGGACAAGCUGGAAAGAAGGGACCAACCGGACCACGUGGAUCCCCAGGACUUGCUGGAAUUGACGGAAGACGUGGAGAGCCAGGUAUGGUUGGACCAACUGGACUAGACGGAGAGCAGGGACCACAAGGACCUCCAGGAAAGAGAGGAGAAGAUGGACGUGUCAUCGAUAUCAACGGACCACAAGGAGCCCCAGGAGCACCAGGAGCUCAAGGACGCAAGGGAGAAUCCGGACCAAAGGGACGUCGUGGAAACACUAUUCCAGGACCACAAGGACCAAACGGAGAUGCCGGAAGAAAGGGACGUGCAGGACACAAGGGAGAGGCAGGAGGACCAGGAGGUCUCGGAUCCAAGGGACCAAAUGGAGACUGCUUCCACUGCCCAACCCCAAGAACCCCACCAGGAUAUUAAUCUAUAUGUCGAUUGUUUCUCUAAGUUACUGCAUAUACUUAUAAAUAUUCAACAGGAAACUACCG